Cajanus cajan (pigeon pea) is the source of this 1450-nucleotide messenger RNA. It is a transcript of the gene ATI1, whose product is annotated as mesoderm induction early response protein. Lineage: Eukaryota; Viridiplantae; Streptophyta; Magnoliopsida; Fabales; Fabaceae. Gene Ontology annotation, cellular component: intracellular membrane-bounded organelle. The record is from RefSeq and is a predicted model, not a curated record.
CACGCAAAGGGCGAUAACCGGUAACUCCCCACUUUCAUCAGUCUUCACUCUACCUGCUAUAGCCGGUGACAAACCAAUCAUCCAUAUAAAAGCCAAACCCCCAAGUAACAACCCAGUUUCAACCUCAUCGUCAUUUGUACCCACGCUCAGCUUUCACUGAAGAUGGCAGACAAUGAGGAAGGAGGGGAUAAGGCUUCUCGUGGGAAUGAAUGGGAGGUUGUAUCUCUCACAGCAUCAACAUAUGCAGCUGCUCCUGGUCCUGAUGAAGUUGAGAUGAAGGAUGAUGGGAAAGUAGAUGUAUAUGCACAGGAUGAAGCAGAGACGUCACGUGCUUUGUUCAUGUCUAGUCACUUUGUUUUUCCACCCAGUCAGCAUGAAAACUUGCCUGUGGAACCUGACUAUAGUGAGAUACAUGAUGAUUCUGGAGACAAAGAUGUUACCUCUGAAGAGACUCCUGAGGAAGUGACCAGACCAAGUGGAAAGGAUGAAGAAAACUUGACAUUACCAGGGUUGGAAGUUUCAGAGGAGUUUGAGGGCAUGCGGUAUUUUGAUGAGAAAAUCAACAGAUUAUCUGUUCGCGGUAAACAGUUUGAGGAAGGUACAACUCUACCAGCUUUUGGUUUGACUGAGAAGGUGGAGAGUAUGUAUGAUCCUGAGAAAUACACUUCUUUCCACGGUGAAACAGCUAUUGGUGGUGUAACAGCGUAUGGUGAAAGCGUAGUUGAGCCUGAAACAACUGAAUUGUCAGAGCAAGGGUCAAAUGUAUCUCCUGAUUUAUCAAUGUCGAAGAACUCUUCCAUAGAUAAUGAGUACAACCCUUCAGGUCUUCCUUGUGGAGCUUGGUGGAAGCGAAGAGCUGCCUCUUUAUAUGCGCAUGCAAAAGAGGCAAAUGCUUUCUGGUCUGUUUUUGUUGCAGCUACUGUGAUGGGCCUUGUAAUGCUUGGCCAACGCUGGCAGCAGGAAAGAGCUUUACAACUUAAAUGGCAAAUCAGUAUAAAUGAUGAGGCGAAGAGCAGGGUGCUUGCUCCCAUUUAUCGACUCAAAGAUGUUAUUGUUGGUGGCCACCGCCGUGGCUCCUUGAUCAGGGGAAGCUCCUCUGGUGAAAGUUAAGGUAAAGGUGGCUCAGUGCUUGUGGCGCCUAUCCUUGUAGUAAAAGUGAAGAUGAUGACGAAAAACUGUAUGUCAGAGAGAGGUUGAGAAUGAAGAGUGCUACAUUUAUGAAAUGCAGGUUUGUUACUAGGAUUGGUUGACCUUCCCCAAUUAUGAAUGCCAAUGUUCAAACAUUUUAUGUUGUGGAUUUUCUUCUUCUUUGUAUUGAUUAGCAUUGUAUAGCUCUUGGAAGUCGUUCAACUUAGUAAGUUAUGUAUUCCGAUUAUGUGAAAUUGGCAGUUUAAAUACAAAAGAUGUAAAUGAAGUGAUUGCUUUAAUGGUGCGUGUUUAGUUUUCCUUU